AUGCCCUCGUCGACGGUGGGCGCCGAGGAACUGUUCCUCGAGUCCGGGGUCUCUACUCACCAUAUUCCUAAUAUUUUGCCGCAUGAGCGCGUUUUCCCCGUCCAGCUUGGGUCUGAGCUGUUCAAGCUCUCUGGCGCAUCGAUAUCAUCUGAUGCACCCUCGUACUUUUCCCAGUACUUUAGAUGUCAAGUGAAGCGGGCCGAGGAAGCGGGCCAGGAUAUCGGUUCGGCCAUCCGCACCCUCUACAUCGACCGUGACCCCAUCACCUUCCGGGACAUCUCACUGCAUCUCCAGGGGUACCACGUGCAACCCCGCGAUGCGACACACUUUGUGCGCCUGUUCGCCGACGCUCAGUUCUACCACCUCCCCAAACUAGUAUCACAGCUCUACGAAGAACCCAUCUUCACCACCAUCGGCGGCGUGCAAUUCCGCAUCCCGCGCGAUCUGUUCUCGGCGCCCGGCAACUCGCCCAACUUCUUCACGCUCGGCUUCGCCGCCUUCUUCUCGGCCCCCGGCGGCGACCUCUUCCCGGGCCUCGACCGCGAGGGCCUGCUCCGCCCGCCUUCCAUCAUCCCGCCCUCGGUCGAGGGCCGCUCCCCCGAGACAUUUGCGGAGCUGCUGCACCUGCUGCGCGGCUACCCCGUCGCCAUCCGCGGCGAGCAGCACCGGGCCGAGCUGUUGCGGGACUGUCGGUAUUUUAAUUUUAAGGGGUUGGAGCAGCGGCUGAUUCCGUCGGCCGUGUCGUUUAAUUUGGCGAGGGGGAGGGAUGAGAUUGUGUUGAGGUUGCGGGAUAUCCUGAAGAGUGGGAUUGCCGUGGCCGCGGAGCCGACUGCGACGGACCCGCGCGCGGGGUGGGUGAACUAUGGGCGGCCGUUUGUGGAUGAGCGGGCGUUGGAGUUAGUGCUCGAGAUCGGGGACGAGAGUACCCGGCUGCGGAUCGUGCCGGGCCAGGGGGCGGGGGAGGGAGCAGUGGAAGCGCGGGCCGAGUUCUUUGGUGAGAUGCGCGCGCGCGUGACGAAGUUGCUGGAGGUCGUCGCCACGAAGUUGGGUUUGCCACCUACCGCACAGCUAGGGGGGUUGUUGAUGGGGAAGGGCACCGGGGGCAGCGCGCCGCCUUCGCCGGGGAACACGCCACUGAGCGAGGACCUCGUUAAGGUGCUGCUUGACUCCGAAUCGAGCGUAAUGUUGGACGGCAAGCCGUGGACGCCGGUCCCCGAAGAGGAGCAGUUGGCGUGGACGACGGGAAGCAUAGACGCUGCGCUGAUGCCGCGGAAGCGGAAGCGGGUGGAUGAACAAGGCGACGCUGAGGAGUGGAUUGUCAAAACUGGGCAGUGGCGGUUGAGGCUCCAGGGGGCGAGAAACGGAAAGGCAGCCGUCGAGUGUUGCUUAGUGGCCGUCAAGUUGGAUGCCUACAGUUCGGAACGGGCGCGGAACGGGCAGAGGCCGUUUCUGGGUGGUUAG
Chaetomium globosum CBS 148.51 is the source of this 1461-nucleotide messenger RNA. RefSeq lists its product as uncharacterized. The coding region runs from base 1 to 1461 and encodes 486 amino acids. The record is from RefSeq and is a predicted model, not a curated record. The transcript is spliced from 3 exons. Lineage: Eukaryota; Fungi; Ascomycota; Sordariomycetes; Sordariales; Chaetomiaceae.